AUGAAACAAUCGACCCUUCUUGCAUUGGAAGGAUUGCAGACAGUGCUCAAGGUUGUAAUAUUCAUUGCGAUCUUUGGAGCAGCAAUCUCAUCGCGUCUAUUCUCUGUUAUAAGAUUUGAAUCUAUCAUUCAUGAGUUUGACCCGUGGUUUAACUUUAGGGCUACCAAAUAUCUUGUUAGCCACUCUUUCUAUGAAUUUUUGAAUUGGUUUGACGACAGAACAUGGUAUCCCUUAGGAAGAGUUACCGGUGGUACCUUAUACCCUGGUCUAAUGACCACUUCGGGUGCUAUCUGGCAUAUUUUACGUAAGAUUGGGUUACCAAUUGACAUCCGUAAUAUCUGUGUGUUGUUUGCUCCAGCAUUUUCUGGUUUUACUGCUUGGGCCACGUAUGAAUUCACAAAAGAAUUAAAAGACUCUAGUGCAGGUUUGCUUGCAGCUGCUUUUAUGGCAAUUGCACCUGGUUACAUCUCAAGAUCCGUGGCUGGUUCAUAUGACAAUGAAGCCAUUGCUAUUACACUAUUAAUGGUAACGUUCAUGUUCUGGAUCAAGGCUCAAAAGACUGGCUCUAUAUUAUUUUCCACGUUUGCUGCAGUAUUCUACUUUUACAUGGUUUCCGCUUGGGGUGGCUAUGUGUUUAUUACCAAUUUAAUCCCAUUACAUGUGUUUAUUUUAAUCUUGAUGGGUCGUUAUCAGUCUAAGCUAUACUCAGCAUAUACCACAUGGUAUGCUAUUGGUACAUUAGCUUCUAUGCAAAUUCCAUUCGUGGGUUUCUUGCCAAUUAGAUCUAAUGAUCAUAUGGCUGCCUUGGGUGUUUUCGGACUAAUCCAGAUUGUUGCAUUGGGUGAUUACAUUAAGUCACAAGUCUCUAGUGAGAAAUUUAAGGUUGUUAUGAUCAUCUCCUUAGUUCUAAUUUUGGCAAUUGGUGUAUCGGGCCUAUUCUUUUUGACCUACAUGGGUUACAUUGCUCCUUGGACUGGAAGAUUCUACUCAUUAUGGGAUACCAACUAUGCUAAAAUCCACAUUCCAAUUAUUGCUUCAGUCUCAGAACACCAACCUCCAGCAUGGCCUUCAUUUUUCUUUGACAACCAGUUCUUGAUCUGGUUGUUCCCAGCAGGUGUUUUCUUACUCUUUUUAGAUCUAAAGGAUGAGCAUGUGUUUGUUUUGGCAUAUUCUGUACUAUGUUCUUACUUUGCUGGUGUCAUGAUCAGAUUGAUGUUGACUUUGACUCCAAUCAUUUGUGUUACCGGUGCAAUUGCAAUUUCGAAACUAUUCGACAUAUACUUGGACUUUUCCGUUCUACUUUCUGGUGGAUCAAAGGCUACUGAGAUAGCAAAGUCUGUUGAAAAGCUGGCUGAAAAGGAACCAAAAAAGCAGGCUCUUUCCAAAUCCGAAGAUGAUGAAGCUGAUGACUACGAAGCUCAUCUUGAAUUUGAAUACGAAGAAUCCUCUAAAUCGCGUUGGUUCAAUGUUGCUGCUAAAGCUCUUGUUUCUGCAUCAUUCAUCAGUUACCUAUUCAUAUUCGUUUAUCAUUGUACCUAUGUUACUUCGAACUUCUACUCUUCCCCAUCUGUUGUUAUGCCAUCUCAGAACCCAGAUGGUUCAGUUGCUUUGAUUGAUGACUUUAGAGAGGCCUACUACUGGUUACGUAUGAAUACUGCUGAAGAUGCUAAGGUUGCUGCUUGGUGGGAUUACGGUUACCAGAUUGGUGGCAUGGCUGACAGAACUACCCUUGUCGACAACAAUACAUGGAACAAUACACACAUUGCAAUUGUUGGUAAGGCAAUGUCAUCUCCACAAGACAAAGCUUACGAAAUUCUAAAGGAACAUGAUGUAGAUUAUGUUUUGGUUGUUUUCGGUGGUGUUCUAGGUUACAGUGGUGAUGACUUGAACAAAUUCUUGUGGAUGGUAAGAAUUUCAGAGGGUAUUUGGCCAGAUGAGGUUAAAGAACGUAAUUUCUUUACCGACAGAGGCGAGUAUCGUGUGGAUUCCCAGGCCACGAAGACUAUGAAGGACAGUUUGAUGUACAAGCUCUCUUACUAUAGAUUCCCAUCACUGUACCCUAACGGGGAAGGUGUUGACAGAGUGCGUAACCAAAAGAUCACCGAAAACGAUGUUGGUGAUUUAGACUACUUCGAGGAAGUUUUCACCUCUGAAACGUGGUUGGUGAGAAUCUACAAACUAAAGUCACCCGACACCUUAGGUCGUGACCACGGUUCCGCUGCCAAGUUCAGCAAGAGCUCCAAGGGUGGAGUAAGAAAGAGAUCAGUAAAGAAGCCUACAACAGAUCUCAGAGUAUGA
Kluyveromyces marxianus DMKU3-1042 is the source of this 2298-nucleotide messenger RNA. RefSeq names its product dolichyl-diphosphooligosaccharide--protein glycosyltransferase subunit STT3 (gene STT3). Lineage: Eukaryota; Fungi; Ascomycota; Saccharomycetes; Saccharomycetales; Saccharomycetaceae. The record is from RefSeq and is a predicted model, not a curated record. The transcript has a single exon. Gene Ontology annotation, biological process: post-translational protein modification. The coding region runs from base 1 to 2298 and encodes 765 amino acids. Gene Ontology annotation, molecular function: dolichyl-diphosphooligosaccharide-protein glycotransferase activity. Gene Ontology annotation, cellular component: membrane.